AUGUUGGUAAUAACAGGCGCUUUGGCGCUGCUUGUUCUGCUCUUUGUCUUUAGGACUCGCUUGGUUGAGUAUGCGAUCAGCUGGGACAGAAAGUAUCGCCUUCGAGAAGAUCUCUACCUGGCACCAGUCAUCAUCUAUCAAUUCAUCCGGCAUUUUUACCACUGUUAUGUCACCAAACGUGUUUCUCUAUGGUACAUCCUAGAGUACUCCAUGAAGAAGCAUGCGCAGAACACCGCUCUCAUAUUUUUACGGCCAGCGGCUGCCAAGGGUGAGUUUGACAUCGAGAAAUAUACCUAUGCGGAACUUUACGGGCUCGUUCUGCGCUUGUCUUAUAUUUUGAAAACGGAGUACGGAGUAGAAAAAAAUGACAUUGUGUCUCUAUACAUGAACAACAGUCCACUGUUCAUCAUCAUGUGGCUAGCGUUGUGGAAUCUAGGUGCAAUUCCAUGUUUCCAAAACAAUAACCUGACCCAUAAAGCUCUGGUCCAUUCGCUUUCUGUUGUCGACUCUAGGCUCGUCUUUGUAGACGAGGAAUGUCAAAGCCUCUUUGAUGGAACUAAGGACGAGAUCUCUGAAAAGAUUCCCGAUUUGAGAUGUAUCUAUGUUGAUCAAAAGCAAUGGCUCAAGAAUAUUGAAAAUCCUUCGUCUCCCACUUUUAGACUCGAUAAUGCAGAACGUGAUAAAGAUCUGCUAUACUACAAGCCUGCAGUUCUGAUUUUCACCAGCGGAACCUCUGGAUUACCAAAAUCUGCUGUCAACUCGUGGCGAAAAGUAUUCUUUGCUUCAUUUUUUUUCCCCCAUGCCAUGAGACUGAGCAGUUCCACCAACAUGUACACCGCCAUGCCACUAUACCACGGCACUGCGUCUAUACUUGGUGUGCUCCCGAUUUUUGCCCACGGUGGCACGCUUUCUUUGGGCACUAAAUUUUCUCUCUCUUCCUACUGGACUCAAGUCAGACUUGCCGGAGCCAACACUAUCCAAUACGUGGGUGAGGUGUGUCGCUACUUACUUAACGGGCCAGCUACAGAGGACGAAAAAUGGUGUCAUGGAAAAAUUAGACUAGCUGUUGGAAACGGUUUGCGUGCUGAUAUCUGGACCAGGUUCAAGGAAAGAUUUAAGAUUCCUGCUAUAGGAGAAUUCUACGCCAGUAGCGAGGCUCCUUUUGCUACGACAUGCUACGAACAAUACGGUAUUGGCAUCGGCUGUAUCAGAAAUCAGGGAUGGCUGGCAGAUAAAGCUUUGAGUCUGAUGUAUUGCCUCGUCAAGACAGAAAAGAACGACGACGCAACCUUAUACAGAAAUGAACAGGGAUAUUGCGAGAAACCUCGGGCUGGAGAAAACGCUGAACUCCUGAUGCACGUCUUAAACCCAAAGAAUAUCAAGGCCACCUUCCCAGGAUAUGUCAACAACGAGGAUGCAACAUACUCCAAGAUUGUGCGCAAUGUUUUUCGCAAAGGUGACGCAUGGAUCAGAACCGAUGACCUUUUUCAGUACGAUGAGUAUGGUUGCAUCAAGUUUGUGGAUAGACUGGGCGACACGUACAGGUGGAAGUCUGAGAAUGUGAGCACCACUCAGGUGGAAAACAGCUUACAAUCGCAUCCUUCAAUUGAUGUCAGUGUCGUGGUGGGAGCAAGGGUUCCUAAUCAUGAGGGCCGCUGCGGCUACGCUAUUCUACAGACCAAGUCCAGAAACGAGGAAUCUGACGAUGAGAGAAGCAAACUGCUCUUGGAGUUGGGAGCAGUGGUGUGCUCACAAUUACCUCAUUUUGCACGCCCGUGCUUUGUCAGAUUUGACAUCAUUGAGCAUACCCACAACCACAAGAUAUCCAAGAAGAGAUUUAGAGAUCCUGUGUUGCCGUUUGGUCCUAGCAAUAAAGACUCGGUGUACUACCUCAACCUCAGCACUAAAAAGUAUGAGCCGCUCACCGAGGAAAUUUACCAGGGCAUUGCAGCCGGAUCAAUACGAAUUUGA
Ogataea parapolymorpha DL-1 is the source of this 1971-nucleotide messenger RNA. Its product is annotated as Very long-chain fatty acid transport protein. The record is from RefSeq and is a predicted model, not a curated record. NCBI's taxonomy places the organism in Eukaryota, Fungi, Ascomycota, Pichiomycetes, Pichiales, Pichiaceae. Gene Ontology annotation, molecular function: long-chain fatty acid transmembrane transporter activity; long-chain fatty acid-CoA ligase activity. Bases 1 to 1971 code for a protein of 656 amino acids. The transcript has a single exon.